UGUCGCCGGUUUUCAUUUUUUAUGCAGUCUUGGCCACAUGGGUCUGGUCAAAAAAUGGCCUUCUUUUGAGCAGAAAAGGGUGUCGAAGAGAAAGAGAGGACUAGGAGGGAACUGUUUCAACAAGGCUUUCUCUACAUUCUUUACUUAAAAUUCAAAUUCUCUCAAAUAAAGGUUUUUCUGAGCACAGAAUUCGUUAAUUCAAUAAUUUUGAAGCACAAAUGAGGAGAUCAUCGAGCCGAGAUGAGAAUCAUGAUCUGGGUUAUCGUUUGCCUUAUACUGUUGAUCAUUUUGAUCGAUCAACUGCACAUUCUUCAACACCGAGCGCUCGAUCAACUGCGCAUUCUUCAACACCGAGCGCUGAUUCCAUUUCAUACAUGAGGACCUACUCUCAGUCAUCAAACUUUUCGGAUCGUACAGAAGACAACAUCAGCUACUCCUACGAGGCUUCUGCGUCAGCCUGGCCCGUGACGAGGAUAGAGACACAGACAGAGACGCCCCAUAAGCAGGCUGUUCUUACCGGACUGGAAAUGAAGCAGCACAAGCAUGAUCUAGACCCUAAAUACGAUGAUGAUGCUCUAGAUUCAGAGCUUGAACUGAUGAAGGAAAGAUUUUCCAAGCUUUUGCUGGGUGAAGACAUGUCAGGAAGCGGCAAAGGCGUCUGCACUGCGGUCACAAUCUCAAAUGCCAUAACCAAUCUCUACGCUACUAUAUUUGGCCAAAACCAGAAAUUAGAACCACUGAGUCCUGAGAAAAAAUCAAUGUGGAAGAGGGAAAUGAGUUGUUUGCUCGCAGUAUGUGAUUACAUGGUGGAAUUCUUCCCCUCAUUGCAGACUUUACCAAAUGGGACCAGCGUUGAGGUGAUGGCAAGUAGACCCAGAUCAGAUAUCCAUAUCAACCUUCCAGCUCUGCAAAAGCUCGACACAAUGCUCCAGGAAAUAUUAGACAGCUUCAAGGAAACAGAGUUCUGGUAUGCAGAACAGGGGAAGCUGGUGAGUGCCACCCGGGCUGGCUCCUUUCGAUUGAUUACUCAGCGGCCAGAUGAGAAAUGGUGGUUGCCGGUUCCAUGCAUUCCCCGAGGUGGCCUGUCAGAGAAGGCGAGGAAGGACCUGAAACACACUCGUGACUGCGCUAAUCAAAUUCACAAAGCGGCCAUGUCCAUCAACAGUAGUCUUCUUGCUGAGAUGAAAAUCCCAGACUCGUACAUUGCUGCACUCCCAAAGAGUGGACGAGCGGGCCUGGGAGAUGCAAUGUAUCGGUUCAUGAACACUUCUGAUAAAUUCUCCCCUGAUCAACUCAUGGACUACCUCCAUAUUUCAUCCGAACACGAGGCCCUUGAGCUUGCAGACAGGGUUGAAGCUUCAAUGUAUACAUGGAGGCGAAAAGCAUGCGUAGCGCACUCCAAAUCAUCAUGGGACAUGGUAAAGCAACUAAUUUCAGAAACCGAACGGACCGACAAAAACUAUGUGUUAGCAGAGAGAGCCGAGAGUUUGCUAUUUUGCUUGAAACAGAGGUACCCUGAGCUUUCACAGACUAGCUUGGACGCAUGCAAGAUCCAAUACAACAAGGAUGUCGGGCAGGCGAUCCUGGAGAGCUACUCUAGAGUGUUGGAAAGUCUAGCAUUCAGCAUUGUUGCUUGGAUUGAAGAUGUAUUACAUGAAGACAGAAACAUGAGAUGCAAAGAGAGAUCAGUAGUAGAAGACAUGCAAAAUCGAAUGUCAAAGCUCGAUAUUUGAUCGAUCUAAUGAUAUUCUAGGUCAUUUACCAUGUUGAUGAACCUCGAUAUAUAUUUGAUUCUUUCAUGUUUUUGGGCUAAUUCUGUAAGCUAAAUGGGAAGCAUCGAGUCUCCCAUUUGUAGAUUUCAGGCAUGAGUUAUACAUAGCAUGCUCUGAUCAUAAGCAUCUAACUUUUGCAAUUUCAUGUAUAUAAACAGGGAUGAGGGGUCCAUAGAUUUGAUCGC
Molecule: messenger RNA, 1957 nt
Organism: Vitis riparia (riverbank grape)
Lineage: Eukaryota; Viridiplantae; Streptophyta; Magnoliopsida; Vitales; Vitaceae
Product: rop guanine nucleotide exchange factor 3-like
Exons: 8
Coding region: 219-1733 (504 amino acids)
Molecular function (GO): guanyl-nucleotide exchange factor activity
Source: RefSeq, a predicted model, not a curated record